AUGUUCUCUCUAUCCAGGUUUUCCAUUCUUGUGGUUCCAUUUUUAAGACUUCCAUUAUUAUCACUCAUUUCAAUAAUAUUUGCAAAUAAACAUCAGUUUUUGAAUUCGGUAGAUUUUUUUAACGCAAAUUUUGUUAAUAUUAAUGAGCCACUUCGAAUUUCGGUUAACGACCAACGUUUCUCGCUGAAGAGACAAAAGCGCGGUUCUGCUGUGAUUUUUGAAAAUGAUAAAUGGCCAAACGGACGUAUUCCAUAUGUUAUUUCUUCCACUUAUACUCUUUAUCAACGUGCUAUAAUUGCUCGUGCAAUAGCUGCUUAUACUGCACGAACAUGCAUUCGUUUUACUCCUCGACAACUAUAUGAUAGAGAUUAUAUUAUUAUCUCAAAAACUGAUGGAUGUUUUGCUGAUUUUGCACAUGUUGGAGGAGGUCCACAACAAGUAUCGCUUGCCGAUGAAUGCUUAAAUUAUGCAACUGUAAUUCAUGAAUUAAUGCAUGUAAUAGGUUUCAUUCAUGAGCAUCAACGUAAUGAUCGCGAUCAUUUCGUUAAUAUUUUGUGGCAAAAUAUUAUACCUGGCGCUAACACCGAUUUCGAAAAACUGACUUCAGUAAAACUAUCGUAUUAUGGUGAACGCUAUGAUUAUUUCUCUAUCAUGCACUACGAAUCAACGGAAGGUAGUCGUAAUGGAAAAAACACAGUAGAAGCGAGAAUCCAAGCAAUCACCCCACUGAUGGGUAAAAGUUCUGACUUCUCAUCAAGUGAUAUUAAUAGAAUUAAUCGAGCUUAUAAAUGUUAG
This is a messenger RNA of Brugia pahangi, 795 nucleotides long. The record is from the annotation of a GenBank genome assembly. Lineage: Eukaryota; Metazoa; Nematoda; Chromadorea; Rhabditida; Onchocercidae.